AGAGUCCAUUGACGCAUGACGACGCAGCAGCCGGGGAGACACAAGGCGGCGGCGGUGGUGGUGGUGUGCCUGCAAGCGCAGCACGUCGCCGGCCUGCCCGCCGCCGCGGAGGGCCGCCAGGUCCUGCUGCGCCUGUUCCAACAACCUGCUACUCGUGCAGUAGCAGCAGCAGCAGCUGUGUGCGGGGAGGGGGGCGUGGCCGCCUUCCACGACCAGGUGCUCCUCCUGGAUUGCGCACCACCCGUCAGCAGCAUCGUCGGCGUCGCGGUCACGGUCGACGACGACGGCCGUCGUCAACACGGAAGCGCAGCUGCGGUCGACGUCAACCUGGCGGAGCAUCUGCGGCGGCCCUCCCCCCGGGUCCUCAGCUUCGUGAUCGGCGGCGGCGCCGUGCUCUCUCUGACUCUGCACCACAGGCUGGUCGCUCAGCGCCGCCGCCGCCACUCUGUCUCUGGCUGCAACUGCAUGGCGGCGGACCUGCUGCUGAGCUGCCUGCGGGUGCCCCUGCCCACCGGCGGACCACCACCACCUGCAGCAGGAGGAGGAGUAGGUGUAGGUCAUCAUCACGACGAUGAGUCAUCAUCAUCAUCCGGCUUCAUCACCAUCGAGAAGGGCACCAUCUCCAUCUCCAGGCAGCGCCCGCCGUCCGACAACAUGCUGACCACCGACGACGAGGGCGAGGAGGAGGACAUCCGCAAGGUGGAGGACGAGUUCCUGGCCAUGCUGAACGCCGACGACUUGUUGGACCUGGACGCGCUCAUCAAGGACGCCGAGGCCGAGCUCGCCGCAAGCUAAUGCAAUCAUUAAUUAAGGAUCAUCAGUCAUCAGGAGAAGCACAUGGUGGACGAUCCACGUUUCAGGCAGGCCAUGUUUUGUGUUAGUUCCAGCAAUUUAACUAAUCUACUAUGCCUGCCUCGUAUCCAACCCAUCCCAUGCCAUCGCAUCGUUCCCAGCCAUAAAUUCAUAGACUGACUGGAUAGUAGGAGCAAUAUUCAUCGUCCUCAAAACCCGGAUCCUGCAACCCACAUAUGCAAAGCCCAUUGCUGCUCCAGUACCAUAUGUAGCAAGUAGGCCGGGCCGGCCUAGAUUGUGCGUGCUAUUCUGCAUCCAUGUCCACGUGCUUUGCGGCCCAUAAAGCAUUUCUUUCUUCUUGUUGUGUAAUCCGACCACCUUAUCCAUUUGCCACUCUGAUUCUUAGUAUCCGCUCUGCUCCAAGGCAAACAGCGGCAGCCAUGAUGGCCUCCUCGUCCUCCCCUGCUGCUUGUUGCUCGCCGACGACCCACCGGCCCUCUUCCUCCACCUGCUGUCGCGGCCUCGGCCCCCCCGCUGCUAUUCGUGUCCUCGGCCAUGGUCAUCAUGCAGAGAAGCGGCGGCGAGGGCAUCCGCCGCCUUGUGCUCUCCCAGACCCCCAAGCUGCUGCGGCGCUACUUGCCGUCGCCGGGACAGUCGGGGUCGCGGCCACAAUCCUGCUUCGCUCUUCUCCCCGGCGAGAGCAGCAGCAGCAGCAGCAGGAGGAGGAGGAGGAGGAGGUGGUGGUUGCAGAGCAGUCGGAGUGCCCGGACUGCGGCGGGACGGGGCUGUGCGGACUCUGCAAAGGGGAGGGCUUCGUCUUCAAGCAGCUGCCCGAGGAGGCGGCCACCAAGGCACGCAAGGCCGCCAAGAACAUGGCCACAAGAUACACAGCAGGGCUGCCCACCAAGUGGACCUACUGCAACAGAUGCUCCUCCACCCGCUCCUGCACAACCUGCCGAGGCUCCGGCACAAUCAAACCAAUUACUAGUACUACUUAGUUGUAACUAACUCUGUUAUUUAUUUAUUUAUUUAUUUAUUUAUAAUAUGUCAAGUCUGCAUAUUUCAAACUCGAGAAAAAGAAAAGCUAAAAUAAUUAACCGACAGCAUAUAUUCCUGCGAACCGAUACCUUCGAACCUAAGCAAUGAACAAAUUAAAGCUCCUCUGCCUAGCACUAGCAGGAUGAUGCAUGUAUGCGUGCUUUGACACUAUAUACUAUAUCAUAGCAGCUUUGUUACAAAGAUAAAGCACCUAUUCUUUUUUUUGGAACAUAAACAACCUGUUCGCUUCAGCUUAUUAGCCACCAAACAGUGUUUUUCUCUCACAACAAAUCAGCCGUUUCAGCUUUUCAGCCAAGUCUAGCCGAACAGGCAUACAGUGAUCAACGUACGUACGUAUUGGUUUAGAUAACAAUAAUUAAUUAAUGGAAAUACGUACCAAUGGGUAAUGUAUGAUACCAAAACACCAUUAUAUUAAUUUCCUACGGGGCAAGAUUGAGAGGCCAGGUACAUCUCCUGUUGACAGGGAGCACAUGCAUUGCAUGUCUCAAUUUUCCCAACCCGACAUGGCAUCUAAUUCUGCAAGUAUAUUUAUAUAUUUGGUGCUUUGCACACAUAACAAAGUUUGAUUUGGUUUUCGAUGAUGCAUGUAUUGUGGGCAUGUUUGGAUGGACAAAGCUAAUUUUUAGUUUAUUUAUUGGUAAAAGUCCAUUCUAUUCUUAGCGGGUGUAGGAAAAAAAUUGGUAAAAUUCUAGUGAAAGGGUAUUUUUAUCUUUUUUUACCGUUCAUGUCUAAAAGGGCUGAUGACUUUAGGAAGGUAUUGAUACGCAUAUAUUCCCCCACUAGCUGUAUACUACCUUUGUAGCUAUGCGGUAGGUGGUUGAUAUUCGAUAGAUCUUUACUGUCGAGUGCAACUUUAGUUGUAUCACGUCCUUUAUUCACGUGGCUUUAUUAUAUUUGACAAAUGGAUGGAUGGAUUUAGUAUUUGAUGGAAAUAAAAAGGCAUUCUCAAAGCUACAAGUAUGUGAUCUUUGAAGCUAAAAUAUUUUAGCCAAUAAAAGAAUCUGAUUAUAUUUUCAACUACACACAACCUUUAAUUUUGUUCUCGCUCUAUAUAUUGGCUAGUGGUAUACAUACAUACAUGUAUUAUUUUAAAAUAUAUAUAUAAAGGCGUGUGAUCUAUAUUAUUUAAUUAAAAAAAUGCUACGGCUGCGCUAUAUAUGUGGUGUGCUAGCUCGCUCGUGCUCCGACGAUCCAAUCUAUCAUCCUCGGCUCCUUUUCUUGGAUCAAUCAUCAUCGUCAUAUCGUCCAUUAUCGCAGGAGGUAUUUUUUUUCUCUUACAAAAUACCAACUCUCCAAUUCAAAUACAUGUUGUUGUUUUCUUUUAAUCCAAUAUAUACAUUUUGUUUUAGAUACUCGUGUGUAGAAUUAGAUUAGAUAGAAAUGCCGCUUCCUCGUAAGCCCAAGCCCAAGCCCAGCGGAAAGAAAAAAGGUCAGAGCCCAAACCUCAACACCUCCCCUUCCGCCGCCGACGACUCGCCGGCCGCCUCACCCGCGCCCCCUCCAAUGCUCCAAUGCAAGGCCUGGCACGGAAGAAAGAAACCACCAAGGCGGCUACUCAUAGUCAUAGAUGGCGGCGCGGCAGCCGGCGCCUGUGGUGAGGCCGCCCUUCUGCAUCAUCUUGUUCAUUUCUCUGGGGGAUCGGAUCGGAUCAGAUCAGUCGUUACUAUGCUCUCGGCUUUUGACGCUAUCAUCAAGUGCAGCCUGUUCCCGUAUAUUUCUUGCUCCUGCUGAGCCGUACGCAUGACGAGCUCUCAGACAACGGAGGCUUCCUCAAAUCUUCACAAGGGAUUAUUGCUUGCUCUGCCCAACUGCCAACAUUCAGAUGCUUCUAAAGUAAAUCCUGGCUCCAGAGUUGGGGAGCUUAUACUACCCAAUGGGGAUAUUUAUCGUGGUACAUUAUUGGGCACCACGCCAGAUGGCUCAGGUAGUUAUAUCUGGUCUGAUGGUUGUGUUUAUGAGGGUGAGUGGAGGGGAGGCCUCAGGCAUGGGCAUGGAAAGAUGCUAUGGCCGACAGGGGCCACCUAUGAGGGUGACUACUCUGGUGGCUACAUCUACGGUGAAGGAACAUAUAUCGGGCUAAACAACUCGACUUACAAGGGAGGCUGGAAGUUGAAUCUUAAGCACGGCCUUGGUUUACAGACAUAUCCCAACGGAGACAGAUUUGAAGGUUCAUGGACGCAGGGACAAGUACAAGGCCAUGGCAUGUAUACCUGGGCAAAUGGGAACACUUAUGUCGGCAUCAUGAAAAAUGGAGUCAUGUCAGGCAAAGGAAUUUUCACAUGGAAGCAUGGAGAUUCAUUUGAAGGCAACUGGUUAGAUGGUGUGAUGCAUGGGCAUGGAGUCUAUACAUGGAAGGACUGUGGCUACUAUGUAGGAACCUGGACAAGGGGGGUGAAGGAUGGAAAAGGCACAUUCUAUCCGAGAUGUCGUGAAAUUCUGCUUCCCGAUGAGCUAAGCAUAGAUGCUUUAAGAAAGAGAGGUGUGCUGCCUGGUGUUGAAAGUCAGAUUCAUGGUUCACGUACCCUUCACUCCUCCUCGUUUGACAUGGCAGAUGUGAUGGCUAGAGGAAAUCAGGACUCUGCAGGUGUUUCAUCGAUUAGAAGCUUGGCUUUUGAGGAAACUCGCUCAAAAAAUGUAUCUCUGGAAAGACGGUGGAGUCUUGGAGUGGCUAUUGAAAAAUUCAUUGGUCGUGAAACAAAUGAAAGUUCUGCAGCCCAAAGCUGUGAAAACAAGACUGAUUCCAACCUCCCUAUACUGGAGAGGGAAUAUAUGCAAGGUGUUCUUAUCAGUGAGGUUUUGGUGGAUACAAGCUUCUCGCAUUCAUUCAAAAGAUCAUCACAUUGCCAGAAGAAAAUAGUGAAGGAUAUCAAGAAGCCUGGGCAGACAAUAAUUAAAGGACAUAGGAGCUAUGAUCUAAUGCUCAGUCUUCAGCUUGGAAUCAGGUAUACAGUUGGAAAGAUUACGCCAAUUCUGAGGCGUGAAGUGCGGGCUUCUGAUUACGGUCCCAGAGCAAGUUUCUGGAUGAGCUUCCCUAAAAAUGGAUCACGGCUUACUCCUUCACAUCAUGCUGAUGAUUUUAAAUGGAAAGACUACUGCCCAAUGGUUUUCAGAAACUUGAGGGAGAUGUUCAAGAUCGAUGCAGCAGAUUACAUGGUUUCCAUUUGUGGAAGUGAUGCACUUAGGGAGUUAUCGUCUCCUGGAAAGAGUGGAAGUGUCUUCUUCCUAUCACAGGAUGAUCGAUUUAUGAUCAAGACUCUACGGAAGUCUGAAGUGCAGGUUCUUCUGCGAAUGCUUCCAGAGUAUUAUUACCAUGUGCGGACCUAUGAGAACACACUCAUAACUAAGUUUUUUGGUCUCCACAGGGUUAAACCAUCCAGCGGUCAAAAGUUCCAUUUUGUAGUGAUGGGAAACAUGUUUUGCACGGAACUUAGAAUUCACCGGAGGUUUGACUUGAAAGGUUCAUCCUUAGGCCGUUCAACGGACAAAAUUACAAUUGAUGAGAACACAACCCUGAAAGACUUGGAUCUAAGCUAUUCAUUUUAUGUUGAGCCUUCUUGGCGGGACACACUGCUUAAGCAAAUUGAGACUGAUAGCAAAUUUCUAAGGAAUCAUGCAAUAAUGGAUUAUAGCUUGCUUCUUGGCGUCCAUUAUCGAGCUCCUCAAAAGCUGCGGACACAGGCAUCUUUUAAUCAUACAAUCGUACCAGAUAGGCUCGCUGUUCUUUCAGAAGAAGGCGCUCUGGAGGAGGACAUUAUGAACUGUUCUGAAGGACUGGUUUUGGUCCAGCGAGCUAGUGAUCAAAAUGAUGUUGUUAUUGGUCCUCAUAUAAGGGGAGCCCGUCUUCGAUCAAGUGCAAGUUUUGAAGAAGUAGAUCUCUUGCUUCCAGGCACCACAAGGCUCCAGAUCCAGCUAGGGGUUAACAUGCCUGCAAGGGCAGAACAGACCACUAAAGAAGAUGACAGGGAGUCGUUUGGUCAGGUGUAUGAUGUGGUGCUCUACCUGGGAAUAAUUGAUAUCUUGCAGGAGUACAACUUAAGGAAGAAGAUUGAGCAUACUUAUAAGUCCAUCAAAUAUAACUCAUUAUCAAUAUCAGUAGUAGAACCUAAUUUCUACUCGGAGCGCUUCCUGAAAUUCAUUCGUACGAUCUUUCCUGAAAGGUCAUAAGAACCAGUAAUUCCUCAUCUUGUGCAACAAGCGUUAUUCAGCUCUUAUUUUUUUUCCUGCCACAUCCCUUGUUGCUUCCUUCAAGCAUUCACCCUGGGUUUUGUUCCCCGUGUACACAUUAGGCUGUCUGAUCAAGGCAAGUUUUGAAGCAGCCAGAUUUCUCUUGCUGCACUCGCGGACCUCAGCGAUUCCUUGCAUUAUUAGUGCAAAAACUGUGCCUUAAAUUCCGCUUUCCAAGGCCAUCCUAAUACUAUGUGUGAGUGUAAUAUGGUGGAAAUGUUUUGCACAAAACUGUAUAGAGCAUAGGAAUGACGUGAAGGGUUUAAGGAACCCCCAUAAAGUAACAAUAUUCUCUCUGGAAAAUUUAGCUCGAAGAUUUCGAAAUGUUAUUUUAAGCUUGUUGUCGCCAAAAACACAAAUAAUGUCACAGUUGAUUCCUGUAAAAAUGAUAAACUAUGACAGGCUCCUUAUGAUGUUGAUC
This is a messenger RNA of Setaria italica (foxtail millet), 6496 nucleotides long. RefSeq names its product phosphatidylinositol 4-phosphate 5-kinase 9. Gene Ontology annotation, molecular function: 1-phosphatidylinositol-4-phosphate 5-kinase activity; ATP binding. The transcript has 10 exons. Lineage: Eukaryota; Viridiplantae; Streptophyta; Magnoliopsida; Poales; Poaceae. The record is from RefSeq and is a predicted model, not a curated record. The coding region runs from base 3592 to 6015 and encodes 807 amino acids. Gene Ontology annotation, biological process: phosphatidylinositol metabolic process.